GGACACUUCUCCAUUUCUUACCCACUCUCGUCGGCCUUUGCCCCCUUUCUUAGCUUUCUCCCUCUGUCUCCCACACCUCCUCCGUUCCCGCAGUGAAUGUCAUCAAACGAGGAAGACUAUGGCCCCGAUCCGUAUCGCGUUAAGAAACGCCGCGUACAGCGAGCCUGUGAUCUAUGUCGAAGGAGGAAAAGUCGCUGCGCUGAACCUUCUGGUGGACUCAGGCGACGGCUCACAGCAGCCAGGGUCCCGGUGCUCGACAUGUCAGGACGCGAACUCGGAGUGUACUUACUUGGAGGGUGCAGUGAAACGUGCUCCACCUAAGAAUAGCAGCUACGUCGAGUCUCUGGAAGCGCGACUCGAUCGCUCGGAGGCAUUGGUCAGACAGCUUCGUGCCGAGCUCGCUGCGGCGCAGUUUGCCAUUUCCGCACCAUUGCCCUCCGCAGCAUCGGAAACAUCAAACGGUUCAGAGAAGGCAUGUGGACCCGCCUGCAAGCCAUCUCAAGCCGAGCCUCUGCUUCACAUCGAGAUUGCGAAAAGAGUCGGUCUGUAUUUUGUGUUCCUUUCUUGCGUCGCUCACGAUUCUGCGAAGCUGGAACAUCUGACUUUCACUGAAAAACCCGAGAAACACUUCAUGGGCAAGUCGUCCGGGGUUGAGCUCAUGAAGGUGACGAUGGAUAUGCGCGACGAAGUGACGAAGGCUUCUCUGCGUCAGCAAAUCUCGAAUGCCAAUUCGGCCGCAUCUUCGCCCGAUCUUGCAGACAGCCCGGAGGCAGUGUGGGAAGACCCGUGCCCGGAUAGUCUUUUGGGAUGGAGCCACAAGCGCUGGGAGUUUUGGAACUUCAAGCCGUGGGAGAAAUCCAUUCCAACCCUGCGCCCCUAUGUCUUUCCAGAACAAGGGUUCAUUUUCGAACUGGUGGAUUUGUAUUUCCAACACAUGAAUAUUUACUAUCCGGUAUUCCAUCGGCCGACGCUCGAGAGGCAUCUGCUAGCCGGACUACAUCACAGGCAAGCGCCAGACACUGGGUUCGGUGCCGUUGUUCUCCUUCUUUGCUCUGUCGCUUCCCGCUGGUCCCACGAUCCGAGGGUCGGGGGCCCGACCGAACCAGGAGCUCGCAAUUUGAAUUGCGGCUGGCAGUGGUUCGAUCAGGUUCCCUUCGUUGGAGGGCAUCUGUUCAACCAGGGCACGCUGUACGAUCUUCAAUACUACGUGCUUGCGGUCCAAUUCCUAGAACAUGCGUGCGCGCCUCAGGCUUGUUGGACCCUGAUUGGGAUCGGUUUGCGAUUGGCCCAGGACAUGGGAGCUCAUCGACGCAUGAGUUCUGACGAGGAUCUGACCGUCGAGCGCGAGCUGACCAAAAGAGCCUUCUGGUAUCUCUUGGUCAUGGACCGCAGUGUCAGUGCCGCCAUGGGCCGGUCAUGCGCUCUGCAGUAUGAUGAGUUUGACGUCGACCCUCCAAUCGAAUGUGACGACGAGUAUUGGGAAAAUCCUGAACGGCCAUUCCAGCAGCCGCCGGGAUUUCCUUCACGUGUAUCCUUCUUCAACACUGUGAUUGGUUUGAACCAUCUCCUGGCUUUCAGUCUUAAAAUCUUGUAUCCGCUGUAUAAAACGCGCACCGCGUUCAAUAUGAACGGGGCUUUGUUCGAGGAAAGUGUCGUGGCUGAACUGGACUCUGCACUUAAUCAAUGGUUGGACAAUGUUCCUGAGCAUCUUCGUUGGGACCCCAUGCGUGUCGAUCCAGUGUUCUUCGAUCAAUCCGUUGCGCUGCAGUGUGAAUAUCAUCAUCUUCAGAUCUUCAUUCAUCGGCCGUUCAUCCCCAUGUUGCGCAAGACACUGCCGUUGGCUCUGCCAUCACUAACGAUCUGCACCAACGCCGCACGAGCUUGCGCUAAUCUAUGUCACGCGCAGCGACAACGAAAAGGAGAUGUCCCGGUGGUUAUCAACUUGUCGCCGAUUUUCGUUGCGGGUAUGGUUCUGCUGUUGAAUGUCUGGAGUGGGAAAUUGUCCGACUCGUCGCGCGAACUUGGGAACGUAUAUAAGUGCAUGGAGGCUGCCCGAGUAGCGGAGGGUCGAUGGCGAGGUCCAGGUUUGAUGUGGGACAUCUUUGCGGAACUUGCGACACUGCCACAGUUCGCUAAUCGACCUCCGGCAUCGCCUGAUCACGCACCGAGGAGACAAUCUCGUCCCCAUCCGAAUCCACCUGCGUCUGUCUACCCCGAAUCUGUCUCUGCCUCCUUCACACCAUCAAGUUCAGUUUCACCACCCAACAGCCAAUGGGCGGGUUUCGACGGAUCUUCACCUUACGUGCAAGCGAAUGAGGGCUUCGGGAUCGGCCCCGAGUCCGAGUUUCCUCCUUUUUUGGACGACGGGACGAUUGCGAUGUGGAACAACGCUCCAACGACUUGGGAGCUGGGGGAUUGGGGGUCGUAUCUGAACAACUUUAACAACACGGAGAUUAGACCGGCGAGUCAUCCACCAUACGGAGCUAUAUAAACGUUACUCAGCCGCGUAAGAUUGGUGGAAUAAUAAUCUGUAGAUCUCGACUUUUCAAAUCUUUUGCGUUGCAUACAUGUCGUUGAAAUUGACGAAUUGAAACUGAUUACUGCACUAUCAACAAGCCGGCACUCCAGUGAACCCGGAUCCGCACGCAUUCGUG
Messenger RNA from Mycena citricolor, 2654 nucleotides. Lineage: Eukaryota; Fungi; Basidiomycota; Agaricomycetes; Agaricales; Mycenaceae. The record is from the annotation of a GenBank genome assembly.